UUCAAAUAUACAUACCACACAAGAUGAACAAUUCUAUGGAACAACAAACUGAGUUAUUUUAUAAUAUUCAAAAGGAAGAUUUGCAAAUUCAAAAGCUACAGAACAGUAUUCGCCAAUAUUUUGUGUUUUCAGCUGAUAAAAUCAAGACAUUUGAGGCAUAUGUAAACGACGUUGUGAAGAAAGCUAGGAAUGGAAUGUUAAAAAUACCUACAGUCGAUGUAACACCUUUAAGAAAUAAGUAUUUUUUUGGUGAAAGAUACACCUAUGGCUCCCAGAAUUCACAAAGUGGCAUAGGCAGAGAAAAAUUGUUCCCAAGGAAUUCCGUAGAUCCAAUACCAAGUUGGAUUACAGUGAAUAUUAUUAAUCCCCUCAUUGAAGCAAAAAUUCUUCCAAAAAACUUCGUUAACAGUGUAGUUAUCAACGAUUACCGACCAGGUGGUUGCAUAGUGUCACAUAUCGAUCCCCCUCAUAUUUUCGACAGACCAAUAGUGUCCCUGAGCCUUUUUAGUGAUAGCUGCCUUUGCUUUGGAUGUAAGUUUAAAUACAAGCCUCUAAGAUGCUCCAAACCAUUAUUUGAAUUAGCAAUGCCCAGAGGAGUCAUCACUUCCAUUAGUGGGUUUGCAGCAAAUGAAAUAACUCACUGUGUUAGGCCAGAGGACACAAUACAAAGAAGAGCUGUUAUAAUCCUCCGUAGAGUUCAUCAAUAUGCCCCUAGAUUACCUAAAGAUGAUCAAAUGGACUGUUCAAGAAGAAUAUUUAACAAUUAUGACUGUAUUGAACUAAAAAUGAAAGAUUUCAUGAAAUUUUAUCAGUAUAUAAGAUGGCAAUGUGAUAAUGGGCUGACUGGAAAAGUUACAAAGAGAUAUUUUAAAAAGAAAAAUGGAAAUCCACGUUACACAGCAAAUUUAUAUAAGAUGCUGUAA
Molecule: messenger RNA, 923 nt
Organism: Diabrotica balteata
Lineage: Eukaryota; Metazoa; Arthropoda; Insecta; Coleoptera; Chrysomelidae
Source: the annotation of a GenBank genome assembly